Messenger RNA from Vicia villosa (hairy vetch), 547 nucleotides. Its product is annotated as histone H4. Gene Ontology annotation, biological process: nucleosome assembly. NCBI's taxonomy places the organism in Eukaryota, Viridiplantae, Streptophyta, Magnoliopsida, Fabales, Fabaceae. Gene Ontology annotation, cellular component: nucleosome. The coding region runs from base 90 to 401 and encodes 103 amino acids. The record is from RefSeq and is a predicted model, not a curated record. The transcript has a single exon. Gene Ontology annotation, molecular function: structural constituent of chromatin; DNA binding; protein heterodimerization activity.
AUAUUCUGCAAUACAAACUCAAAAUUCAAUUUACAACUCUCAAACCCUAGAUCCUCAAUUUUCUUUGUUUCUCAAAUUUUCACUCGAAGAUGUCAGGUCGUGGAAAGGGAGGUAAGGGACUCGGAAAGGGAGGUGCAAAGAGGCACAGGAAGGUUCUUCGUGAUAACAUCCAAGGUAUCACAAAGCCUGCUAUUCGUCGAUUGGCAAGAAGAGGUGGUGUGAAGAGGAUCAGUGGUCUGAUCUAUGAAGAAACCAGAGGAGUUCUCAAGAUCUUUUUGGAGAAUGUGAUUCGUGAUGCUGUUACAUACACUGAGCACGCCAGGAGGAAGACUGUUACAGCUAUGGAUGUAGUUUAUGCUCUCAAGAGACAAGGAAGAACCCUCUACGGUUUCGGAGGCUGAAGAUGAUGCGUUAUUUUGUGUUUCUGUUAUGGUGUAAUUGAAAACGGAAAAAGAACUUUAUAAUGCUUUAUUUGCUGUUACUUUUUUCUGAUAUUAUGCAAGAUUUAACCAGAUAGAUAAUGAAUGAAGGGGUUUAUUCAUGUUAA